Molecule: messenger RNA, 2069 nt
Organism: Dioscorea cayenensis subsp. rotundata (Guinea yam)
Lineage: Eukaryota; Viridiplantae; Streptophyta; Magnoliopsida; Dioscoreales; Dioscoreaceae
Product: probable protein phosphatase 2C 12
Exons: 8
Coding region: 224-1483 (419 amino acids)
Biological process (GO): protein dephosphorylation
Molecular function (GO): protein serine/threonine phosphatase activity
Source: RefSeq, a predicted model, not a curated record
GACCUUUUUGUUGGGAAUUGAUUUCUCCGGAAAUCGCGUUCUCUCUCUCUCUUCGCAUUUCAGCGAACACCGCGUCGAUGCGGGGGGCCUGGCAGAGAUCUCCGCGACGGACGAUCGGUCCCCCGUCCGAUCCCUAAAUUGGAGCUUCUCUGUAGAUUUGGGGCGGAAUUGGGGGAAAAAGGAGCGAUCUUGGUGAGGGGUUGUAGUGAGAGGAGGUAUUUCGAUGUCGGGGAAGGUGGGGGAGAAGAUGGUGCCGCUUGGGGUGCUGCUAAAGAAAGAGCAGUCGGGAGAGAGGAUGGAGAGGCCCGACGUGACGCAUGGGCAGGCGAACCAGAGCAAGAAAGGUGAGGAUUUCACGAUGUUCGAGCUCGAUUGCCAGCGUGUUCCCGGGGACAAUGUCUCCACCUUCUCCGUCUUCGCUCUUUUUGAUGGACACAAUGGGUCUGCGGCUGCCAUCUACUCCAAGGAGAAUCUCCUAAACAAUGUCAUAAGUGCAAUUCCUUCCGAUCUCAGCAGGGAAGAAUGGAUACGAGCACUACCAAGAGCUUUGGUUGCUGGGUUUGUUAAAACAGACAAAGAUUUUCAGGAGAAAGCACAUACAUCUGGGACAACAGUCACAUUUGUGAUAAUAGAUGGAUGGUAUGUAACUGUUGCAUCAGUCGGUGAUUCGCGUUGUAUACUUGAAUCAGCUGAAGGCUCAAUUUAUUCUUUAACCGCAGAUCAUAGACUGGAAGUUAAUGAAGAGGAGGUGGAACGCAUUACUGCCAGUGGUGGUGAAGUUGGGAGGCUAAAUACUGGUGCAGGUGCAGAGGUUGGCCCUCUUCGGUGCUGGCCAGGUGGUUUGUGUUUGUCGAGAUCUAUCGGUGAUUUGGAUGUUGGUGAAUAUAUUGUUCCUGUACCACAUGUAAAGCAAGUCAAGUUGUCUUCUGCUGGAGGUCGACUCGUCAUCUCAAGUGAUGGUGUAUGGGAUGCUUUAUCCUCUGAAGCAGCUAUUGAGUGCUGCCGUGGUAUGCCUCCAGAUGCUGCUGCCAAUCAAAUUGUAAAGGAAGCUGUCCAGCUGAAGGGCCUACGAGAUGAUACUACUUGUAUUGUUGUAGAUAUACAACCUCCAGAGAAGACUACUCCUACAGUUCCACCAACAAAGAAAUCUGGAAAAGGCAUGUUCAAGAUGUUCCGCCGGAAAUCUUGUGAGUCAUCAUCCCAUACUGACAAAGAAAAUUUUGUACCUGACACGGUAGAAGAAAUAUUUGAGGAUGGAUCUGCGAUACUGUCUCGAAGGCUAGAAACAGAGUAUCCAAUAUGCAACAUGUUUAAGCUGUUCAUCUGCGCAGUUUGUCAGGUGGAGAUGAAACCUGGUGAGGGUAUUUCAGUGCAUGCAGAUUCAUCAAAACCUGGCAGAGUGCGCCCCUGGGAUGGCCCUUUCCUCUGCCCAAGCUGUCAAACCAAGAAAGAAGCCAUGGAAGGAAAAAGACCGCAAAAAUGAGACAUUCAUCGUGUCAAUGCUACUUGCUUUUUUACCAGUUCCUCUUUGAUGUUGGACUUCCACGUACAUACACCAUGGACAUCUGGAAAGUGGUGUCAAGAAUUUACAAAGCACAAGCAUCAAAGAUGAUUACAAUUGAGGUCCUCUUUGAUGUUGAAUUCCCAAACAGUGCAGGGAGAAGUAUAUCAUCUCUCAUCUUGUGUCAAACUCUGAUGAAACUGGAGAUUUUCUACAUUUUUUUCAGUGGGGCAAUUUGCUGAUCCUUUUUUGGGGACAUGAAGUUUGUGCCUGCCUGAGGAUGGACCUUUCUAUAAUUCAAAAAAUUCUUUCUACGUUCAUCGCCAUGUAAAUACCGGUGCAAAGUGAUUACGGUCUGAUUGUGUCAUUGGAAAACAAGUUGAAGCUUAUGUCUGAUUGUUAUUUAUUUUUCCUUUAUUUAUUUUUUUUCAUUAUUUCACUUGGACACUUGAAUUUGGGUUCUUUGCUAUUUGCUAUGAACCCAAGUUAUUAGUUGAUUUAUUGUACUCAUUUGAUUGUGUUUCCACGGAGAGCAUUGGAAUAUAAAUUUGAUGGUAUUGACAUUCAA